Molecule: messenger RNA, 741 nt
Organism: Monoraphidium neglectum
Lineage: Eukaryota; Viridiplantae; Chlorophyta; Chlorophyceae; Sphaeropleales; Selenastraceae
Exons: 7
Coding region: 1-741 (246 amino acids)
Biological process (GO): response to light stimulus; photosynthesis, light harvesting in photosystem I
Cellular component (GO): membrane
Source: RefSeq, a predicted model, not a curated record
AUGCUCCUCAACAAGUCCGUCAGCGCGCGCGCCGUCCGCGGCGCUGCGUCGCGCCGCAGCGUGCGCGUCGAGGCCGCCGCCGCCCGCCGCAGCUGGGCGCCCGGGGUCGCCGCCCCCGCGCACCUGACCGGCGAGCUGUCUGGUGACUUUGGCUUCGAUCCCCUCAACCUGGGCAAGGACCCCGCCGCCCUGCGGUGGUACGUGCAGUCCGAGCUGGUCCACGGCCGGACUGCCAUGGCCGCCGUCGCCGGCAUCCUGAUCCCCGGGAUCCUCACCAAGGCCGGCGUGCUCAACGUGCCCGAGUGGUACGACGCCACCGACGCUGCCCUCGCCGCCAACGGCAUCCCCGUCAAGGCCCUCUUCAUGGUGGAGCUCUUCCUCUGCGGCUUUGUGGAGGCCAAGCGCUGGGUCGACUUUGUCAAGCCCGGCAGCCAGGGCGAGCCUGGCAGCUUCCUGGGCUUUGAGUCCAGCCUCAAGGGCGUCAAGAACGGCUACCCGGGCGGCGUGUUCGACCCCCUCGGCCUCACCAAGGAGUCCCCCGAGAAGACCAAGGACUGGGAGGAGAAGGAGCUGCGCAACGGCCGCCUGGCCAUGGUGGCGUUCGCCGGCUUCCUGGCGCAGCACGCGGCCACCGGCAAGGGGCCCAUCGACAACCUGCUGGACCACCUGGCCUCUCCCCUCACCACCACCAUCUGGGACAACGGCGUCAGGGGGCCCAUCACGGCAUGGGGGCUGUCGUAA